This is a messenger RNA of Anopheles bellator, 1563 nucleotides long. RefSeq names its product peroxisome biogenesis factor 10 (gene Pex10). Gene Ontology annotation, cellular component: peroxisomal membrane. NCBI's taxonomy places the organism in Eukaryota, Metazoa, Arthropoda, Insecta, Diptera, Culicidae. Gene Ontology annotation, molecular function: zinc ion binding. The transcript is spliced from 3 exons. The record is from RefSeq and is a predicted model, not a curated record. Gene Ontology annotation, biological process: protein import into peroxisome matrix. The coding region runs from base 382 to 1302 and encodes 306 amino acids.
CAACAAUCACUCUACUUUAUAGGUUGUGUAAAAAUAUUCUGUAUAAAUAGCAUUAUGGUGGUGAUGCAGUAAUGUUUUUGAUGACAGAAGCAUUUGUUUACAUCGCGAAGCAGUGCUUGGAAAUGCCUUUACGAAGGGGGCCUGCACAAUCUAUCUAUUGGGCCUUCCGUCACCACGAAAUGUCCUGACGAACAAAGCUUCUCCAAUCAACUCGGUUCCUCACUGCCGCUCCCCCGUCCCUGGGACACCGAGUACUCGCCGCUAGACCUCGCUCCACCUGGUCUACCCAUCUUGCUCGCUGCGGGGCCGCUGCACUAAGAAUACUACUAGAUAAGUAGUAAUCGUGGCGAGUAUUCAAGCGGAAAACAGUAGGAAACGAAAAUGUCGCUCUUCCACGCGAAUGCCGGCCAGGCGGAGAUUAUUCGUAGUGUGCAGAAGGACCAGGAGCACAUCGAGGAAAUACGGGUGGCCCUCAGCGAGUUGUUGCUGAUGCUAAGCCAGCGCCGUUGGUACAGGUACAACGCGCUGUGCAAGCUGAUAGCGGAGAUACUUUACCACCACUAUGCGAUUGCGAACAAUCUGCAAACACUCGGCGAAGAGUACACCGGGAUCAUCCAGGUCGAUUCGAACUACGUGAUGCUGCCGAACAAGGCGCUACAGUUGUUGGCCAUUCUCCUGGAAUACGGCGGCGAACGGUUGGCCAAUAGCGCGCUGGGCUACCUGCAGAAUGAAAUCGACCGGAACGAUGAGCUGCUGCCUUCGGCGAAAGGUGCGCUCAACCAACUCAUCGACACGGUGCGUGUGAUGGUGCCGUUCGUGCGAGGGUUCCACACCAGCUUGUUCUACAUCAACGGCGGGAAGUAUCACAUUUCAAAGCGGCUAGUGGGGAUCAAUUAUGUGCUGAUACGGAGUGCUCUGAAGGAGAACCAUUCCAUGCUCGGGUACCGCGUGCUGGGCUACGCGUCACUAGUACAGCUGGUGCUCACGUUAGUUGCACGUUACCGAACGUAUCGCGGGGAAUCGAAAAGCACACCGAUCAUGGCACCAGCAGGCAGCCAGACUUUGGUAGCCGGCGAGCGUGCGGCUGACGCGUCGCAUAAUCAGUGUGCCCUGUGCAUGAAUACCUUGCAAAACAUUAGCGUAACCCAGUGUGGGCACAUGUUCUGCUGGCAGUGUAUCUUCGAUUGGGUCGAUCAGCGCCCACUGUGUCCGAUAUGCCGGGAAACGAUCAAAAAGUCACGUAUCGUGCGAUUGCAAAAUGUUGCCGUCAGUCACCGGAGCGCCGGUUCUAUGCAGGCAUAGUAGGCUAACAGGAGUAAAUCUAGUUCAUUUCUUUCCCCCGGCGGGAGUAAUUGUGAGUCGUAACCCGGUUCAGCUAGUUAAUACCUUUAAUUCUUCUUCGUUAUUGAUUUCACGUUGUUACCGAUUAGUUAGUUCGUUGAUUUUCUGUUUGUUGUUGCUCGGUUGUUUCUAGGGAUUUGCAUAAGAGUUGAUUAUGUACAAAGCGGGACUUUCUUUUCAUAUAGUAACAAUAAAACUAAGCAUACGGUUUUCAGUAUAUAG